Messenger RNA from Dendronephthya gigantea, 605 nucleotides. RefSeq names its product DNA-directed RNA polymerase II subunit RPB11-a-like. Gene Ontology annotation, biological process: transcription by RNA polymerase II. NCBI's taxonomy places the organism in Eukaryota, Metazoa, Cnidaria, Anthozoa, Malacalcyonacea, Nephtheidae. Gene Ontology annotation, cellular component: RNA polymerase II, core complex. The coding region runs from base 67 to 420 and encodes 117 amino acids. The transcript is spliced from 5 exons. Gene Ontology annotation, molecular function: protein dimerization activity; DNA binding. The record is from RefSeq and is a predicted model, not a curated record.
GAACUUUCAAAAUGGCGGAGUAAGAAGAGUGCGUUUUGGACAAAGGUUUAUAGAACAACGAAAACAAUGAAUGCUCCAGCAACUUUUGAAACGUUUUUACUGCUUGAUGGAGAGAAAAAAAUUACGAUAACAAAGGACACUAAGGUUCCAAACGCUGCUCAUUUUACUGUAAAUAAAGAAGAUCACACACUUGGCAAUCUUCUUCGCGCCCAACUUUUGAAAGAUCCUCAAGUGCUAUUCGCUGGAUAUAAAUGCCCACAUCCCCUCGAAUCAAAGUUUGUCUUGCGUGUGCAGACAACUUCAGAUUCAAGCCCACAGGAAGCGUUCACAAAUGCCAUCACAGAUUUAAUCAGUGAAGUGUCAUUGUUGGAAGAAAGAUUCAAGGCUGCAAUUAAGGAAAAGAAGGAAGGCAUAGACUAAACAUUCAUAAACAGCUAAUUUUGUAUUCUCUUUAUAUCUGAAUAAUUGUUUCAUAUCUCUUCUAUCAAAUAAAAGCACACAAUGCUACAGAAAUGAAAAUAUAAAGUGAACAAGUCCCAAAACAAUCAUGUAUAAAAGUGAAAUUUUAAACCUUUGUAAAAAUCUUCAUUGAAGGUGUAAAAACA